Messenger RNA from Micromonas commoda, 501 nucleotides. RefSeq lists its product with no specific name. The transcript has a single exon. The record is from RefSeq and is a predicted model, not a curated record. Bases 1 to 501 code for a protein of 166 amino acids. Lineage: Eukaryota; Viridiplantae; Chlorophyta; Mamiellophyceae; Mamiellales; Mamiellaceae.
AUGGGGUGCGGGGUGAGCCUGGGCGGGGGUGGGGGCAUGUCCUCGGACGACGGGGACCUCGGGCCGGGCGAUCGGCGAGUCGCUCGGGGCGUCGGCGACUUCUUCGGGGAUUUCUUCGGGGAUUUCUUCGGGGACUUCUUCUGGGACGGCGAGGGCUCGGUCGUAUUCUUCUUCGGCGACUUCUCGUGCGCGGGCGUCGCCUUGUUUCUCGGGGACUUGUUGGCGGCGGGGGACUCGUCGGGCGCGGCGGCGGUGACGCUCGAGGCGCGUCUGGUCGAGCGCCCCGUCGUCAUGGCGACGACGUUCUCGGAGGUGAGCACCGCGCCCACAUCGGUCCUCCUGCGCUUCGCGGCCGCGGGCUUCUCGGCGGCGACGGGUGCCGCGGACGCGGCGCUCCUGCGGCGACUGGACGUCCGCGUACCCGCGGGGACCUCGGGUUCGUCCGACGGCGUCGAAGCCGUCUUCGCCACGGCCUGUCGUCACGAGGUGUGCGCGCGGUGA